AUGGACCAGGGUGAUCAGUGGGCGGAGAUUGCUGGAGAUAGACGCUGGUCUUGGGAAGGGAUGCUGUCGUACUUCAAGGCCAAUGAAACAUUCAUCCCGUCAGCGACACAGAAAAGCUUGCAGGAGGAGAAUGAGGAUCUUCACGGCACCGAUGGACCUAUCAUGGUCUCUCACCCAAGCAACUCUGGUAAACCUCGAGAUUACCCCCUCCGACAGGACAUGGCCCGGUUUCACCAGGCCUUGGGUGCGAAAUUGAUCCCUGAGAACAAUGCUGGUAGUGCUAUCGGUUACACAGAGGCUGCACAGUCCAAUUAUGAUGGCCAGAGACAAUUCGCUGCCAAGGCUUACCCAUUCGGUCCCAAUGUCACUGUAUGGGCCGAAAGCGAAACUAAGAAUAGAGGAUCAGUGAAGCUCAACUCAAGUGACCCUGCUGAUUCACCAGUUGUCGACCCGGCCCUUCUGGCUUCGCCGACUGACAAAGAAAUUCUAUAUGCCGCUGUAUGCUCAACCAUGACCGCAAUGAAAAACCUUGAGGGUCUAGACGCAGUCGAGUACACUAUCGACGAAGCUCUUCGACAUGGCUUGUCAGAUGAUGCUGUGGCGGCAGGGUGA
Messenger RNA from Fusarium falciforme, 612 nucleotides. RefSeq names its product GMC-OxRdtase-N domain-containing protein. Lineage: Eukaryota; Fungi; Ascomycota; Sordariomycetes; Hypocreales; Nectriaceae. The record is from RefSeq and is a predicted model, not a curated record. Gene Ontology annotation, molecular function: oxidoreductase activity; flavin adenine dinucleotide binding. Bases 1 to 612 code for a protein of 203 amino acids. The transcript is spliced from 4 exons.